This is a messenger RNA of Glycine soja, 2898 nucleotides long. RefSeq names its product receptor protein kinase TMK1-like. NCBI's taxonomy places the organism in Eukaryota, Viridiplantae, Streptophyta, Magnoliopsida, Fabales, Fabaceae. The transcript is spliced from 2 exons. The record is from RefSeq and is a predicted model, not a curated record. Gene Ontology annotation, molecular function: protein kinase activity; ATP binding. Gene Ontology annotation, biological process: protein phosphorylation. The coding region runs from base 110 to 2803 and encodes 897 amino acids.
CUCCUCUUCCUUAAAUGCAAUGUGAUCAACUCCCUUUAAACCCUUUGGGGAUUAUCCGUUUUCAUCCUCAUCCUGCUUUGCAUUUCUAAAAAAAAAAGAUAAACACAAAAUGGUGAAGCAUGCACAGCUGGGUUUUGAAGGUUCUUUCAUUUUUUAUCUUGUUUUGGUUCUUUCUUUCCUUGUUAUCUCAACUAGGUGUCAAGAUGCAGAGGUAAUGGGAAUAUUGAAGAUCAUGAUUAAUGCCCCCAUUAGCUUCCAAUGGACAAACCCAGAUGUAUGCAAAUGGAGACAUGUUACGUGUGAUUCAUCUAAACGUGUGACAGCUAUUCAGAUUGGGAGCCAGAACCUACAAGGCUCUCUCCCUAAAGAGCUUGUCAAGUUAACAUCAUUGGAACGUUUUGAGUGCCAAUUCAAUAGUCUCACAGGGCCAUUCCCCUAUCUCUCAAAAUCCUUGCAAAAGUUGGUAAUCCAUGACAACAAGUUCAGCUUCAUUCCCAAUGAUUUCUUCAAAGGUAUGAGCCAUUUGCAAGAAGUGAGAAUUGAUGACAACCCUUUCUCUCAAUGGCACAUUCAUGACACUCUCAGGGAUUGUGUUGCACUCCAUACUUUCAGUGCACAAAGUGUUGGCCUUGUGGGCACCAUCCCAAACUUUUUUGGCAAAGAUGGUCCAUUUCCAGGUUUGGUUCUCUUGGCUUUAUCUGAUAAUUUUCUAGAAGGUGCAUUGCCUACAAGCCUAUCGGAUAGUUCAAUAGAGAACCUUUUGGUCAAUGGACAAAAUAGCUUAUCUAAACUUAAUGGCACCCUUGUUGUGUUACAAAACAUGAAGUCUUUGAGGCAAAUUUGGGCUAACGGAAAUUCAUUCACUGGUCCUAUACCAGACUUGUCACAUCAUGAUCAACUUUCUGAUGUGAAUUUAAGGGAUAACCAGUUAACUGGUGUAGUGCCACCCUCUUUAAUCUCUCUUCCAAGUUUGAAGUUUGUGAACUUAACCAAUAAUUUUCUUCAAGGAUCCUCUCCCAUUUUCAAAUAUGGGGUAGGAGUUGACAAUAGCAUGGAUAAAGGGAAAAACCAAUAUUGUACAGACGUGCCAGGGCAACCUUGUAGUCCGCUUGUAAAUUCUUUAUUAUCUAUUGUUGAGCCUAUGGGUUAUCCUCUUAAGUUUGCUCAAAAUUGGCAAGGAAAUGAUCCAUGUGCCAAUAAAUGGACAGGUAUAAUUUGCUCUGGGGGAAACAUUUCAGUUAUCAACUUUCAAAACAUGGGUUUGUCUGGCACUAUUUGUCCAUGUUUUGCCAAAUUUACAUCUGUGACAAAGUUGCUUCUUGCUAACAAUGGUUUCAUUGGUACCAUACCAAAUGAACUUACUAGUUUGCCUCUUUUGCAAGAGUUGGAUGUUUCCAAUAAUCAUUUAUAUGGCAAAGUGCCACUAUUUCGUAAAGAUGUGGUUCUUAAAUUAGCUGGGAAUCCUGAUAUUGGUAAGGAUAAACCAACUAGCUCAAGUUUCAUCAACAAUGGUAGCAAUCAUAAUACUACAAUAAUUAUUGGUAUUGUGGUAGUUGUUGUUAUUAUACUUAUUAGCGGGGUUUUAAUACUUGUUAAGUUCAAGAGAAAGUUGGAGCAUGUGAGGAAAACUCAAAAUCCACCUGUAAUUAUGGUACCUUCUCGCCGUUAUGGGGAUGGAACUACUAGUGCAUUAUUAAGUCCUAUGGGUAGUGUUUACCAGGUGGAAGAUCAUAACAUGUUAAUUUCAGUUCAAGUUUUGAGAAAUGUUACCAACAAUUUUAGUGAAAAAAACAUAUUGGGGAAAGGGGGGUUUGGCACUGUAUACAAAGGAGAGUUACAUGAUGGGACAAAGAUUGCAGUGAAAAGGAUGCAAUCAGCAGGAUUAGUGGAUGAGAAAGGAUUGAGUGAGUUUACAGCCGAAAUUGCAGUGCUUACUAAGGUUCGGCAUAUAAAUUUGGUUUCACUUUUGGGAUUUUGCUUGGAUGGAAGUGAAAGACUUCUUGUGUAUGAACACAUGCCUCAAGGUGCUUUAAGUAAACAUUUGAUUAAUUGGAAAAGUGAAGGGCUAAAACCACUUGAAUGGAAAACAAGGCUUGGUAUUGCCUUAGAUGUUGCUAGAGGUGUUGAAUAUCUUCAUGGUUUGGCACAACAAAUUUUUAUCCAUAGGGAUCUCAAACCAUCCAACAUCUUGCUUGGAGAUGAUAUGCGCGCCAAAGUAUCAGACUUUGGAUUAGUUCGACUUGCUCCUGAAGGAAAAACCUCGUUUCAAACUAAACUUGCAGGAACUUUUGGAUACAUGGCACCAGAGUACGCAGCCACUGGACGACUUACAACAAAGGUUGAUGUAUAUAGUUUUGGAGUGAUCCUUAUGGAGAUGAUAACUGGAAGGAAAGCACUUGAUGACAACCAACCAGAAGAGAACGUCCACCUUGUUACAUGGUUUCGUAAGAUGUUAUUGAACAAAAAUUCAUUUCAAACAACCAUUGACCCAACAAUUGAAGUUGAUGCGGAAACCUUAGUCAAUAUUAACAUUGUUGCUGAGUUAGCAGGGCAUUGUUGUGCGAGGGAGCCUUAUCAACGUCCUGAUAUGAGUCAUGUAGUCAAUGUGUUAUCACCUCUUGUUGAGGUGUGGAAGCCUUCAGAAACAAAUGUUGACGACAUAUAUGGAAUUGACUAUAAUAUGACAUUACCAGAAGCACUCCAAAGGUGGAAAGAUUUUGAAGGAAGUAGCACCACCCUAGAAUUAACAUCUCCUUCUUCAUCAGUGCUUCUUAAUGGAAACAACACAAAGUCAAGCACAUAAACUUACCUAUUUGUGGUUGCAAGUGCAUUUACAUCUUCGUAUGCACGAUCAUGCUAUAUAUACUUGUAUAUCAACUUUGACUUAAAUGUAAUGAC